Peniophora sp. CBMAI 1063 is the source of this 264-nucleotide messenger RNA. The record is from the annotation of a GenBank genome assembly. Lineage: Eukaryota; Fungi; Basidiomycota; Agaricomycetes; Russulales; Peniophoraceae.
AUGCGAGUAGACUGUGCAUCGCACGGCGAUCAUCCGAGCAGCGAAAGGAUUGGGCGUCUGAACUUGCUGCAUGAUUCAGACGAACAGCCGUCAACUCACUGCCGCUCUGCCUCCGAUGUGCUCCUUCGCCUCCCGCGGACGCCCACAUCCACAAUCUUGGGGUUCUCUAUACCAGAUGGAGACUGGGGGUUGAAUUCACAUGUACCAGAUGGAGGGCCGUCGUGGUCCGCGAACGAGCCUUCUCCUGCUGCCUUGGCGCUCUAG